AAAUUUUGAAAAGGAAAAACAAGUCGUGGGCUUUAAUUGUCGUGGACGACGACACUUGAAAAUUGAAAUAUAUAUCUCUCUCACCAUACCCGAUCGAUCGAUCCAGAUCUCUCUCUCUCUCAAGCUCUCUCAUUCGCUCCCUCCAGGAUUUGCAAGGAUGGGGCUUUCUUUCACCAAGCUGUUCAGUCGUCUGUUUGCUAAGAAAGAGAUGCGCAUACUCAUGGUGGGUCUCGAUGCAGCUGGUAAAACAACAAUUCUCUAUAAGCUCAAGCUAGGAGAGAUUGUAACCACAAUUCCCACCAUCGGAUUCAAUGUGGAGACAGUGGAAUACAAGAACAUCAGCUUUACUGUUUGGGAUGUUGGGGGUCAGGACAAGAUCCGUCCUCUCUGGAGACAUUACUUUCAGAAUACUCAGGGGCUCAUCUUUGUUGUUGAUAGUAAUGAUCGAGAUCGUGUGGUUGAAGCAAGGGAUGAACUGCACAGAAUGCUGAAUGAGGAUGAGUUGAGAGAUGCCGUGCUACUUGUUUUUGCAAACAAACAAGAUCUCCCCAAUGCAAUGAAUGCUGCUGAGAUUACCGAUAAACUCGGGCUUCACUCCCUCCGUCAGCGCCACUGGUAUAUCCAAAGCACUUGUGCCACCUCGGGUGAAGGUUUGUAUGAGGGGCUAGACUGGCUCUCAAACAACAUUGCUAACAAGGCAUAGUCACCCCACUCAAGUUUGCAUAGUCCUGAAAUUCAGCUUAGAAGUAUCUUUACUGCUUUGUUCAGAGAUUUGUACCAUGUUAAUGUUGAUCUCUUUUUACAUUCUGCCCGUGGUCUCUUUUCCGGAUUUUGUGAAUUUCUUACUGUAGCCUCAGAUUAUUUGAUAUUCUCAUUUGCCUUGAUAUGAAUUUGAAUUACAAUCAA
Messenger RNA from Daucus carota subsp. sativus, 906 nucleotides. Its product is annotated as ADP-ribosylation factor. The record is from RefSeq and is a predicted model, not a curated record. The transcript has 7 exons. Bases 158 to 703 code for a protein of 181 amino acids. Gene Ontology annotation, biological process: intracellular protein transport; vesicle-mediated transport. Gene Ontology annotation, molecular function: GTPase activity; GTP binding. Gene Ontology annotation, cellular component: cytoplasm. Lineage: Eukaryota; Viridiplantae; Streptophyta; Magnoliopsida; Apiales; Apiaceae.